ACAGUGUCUUUUUUAUCAAGACUCAAACACACACUCAUACUCCGCACAGACAUACUCCGGUCAAAAGCGCAGGUUUAUCUCCGACAGAGUGCACUUUGGCUCCAUGAGGGACAAGUCAACACAUCUUCUCUCCUAUAAAACAGGCUGGGCCAGCGCAGUUUUCUGUCUCGGUUUCCUUCAAUUCUGAAGAGGGGUACAGUAAGUAUGGACACUUUUUCUGUGUAUACUGACUCAGAUCAGAUGUAAAAUCUUUGAGGAUCGGUAAUGUUUUCAUCGAUGUUGUGAGUCUAAAAGUCUAGUCUAGUCUAAAAGUCUAAAAAGAAAAUAUGAUAUCUUAAGGUAUAAGCUGUCAGCACAUGUGAAUUUUCAUGCUAAAAAGGGUUAAACAACUUUUUUUUGGACAAUCAGUGAAGAAUUUAGGUGGAGAAAUGUUUGACAAUGUCUCCCCCUGGUGGACAAAAUGAGGUGUACUUUAUUGUCUUUUCACAGGUACGUGUUACACCAUGAAUAAGCUGCUGGUUAUCACUGUGCUGGUUGCACUUCUCUCUCUCAGUGAGUAAAAUCAUAAACAGUCUGGCAUUUAGAAUAGGUAAACAAAAAACAAAGAUUAAAAACAUGGUUUCCUCUGACCUGUUUGGUGCAGACGCUGAGAGCUUCCGUAUGCCGAGGCAGGCUGUGGAGGAUGUAGAGCCCGUGGAUGUCGUGGAGGCCGUGGAUGUCGUGGAGGCCGUGGAGGCCGUGGAUGUUGUGGAGGCCGUGGAUGUCGCGGCGCCCGUGGAUGUCCCGGAGCCCGUGGAUGUCCCGGAGCCCGUGAAGGCCGAAGAGGCCGUAGAGGAGGAGAAGGGAACCCUCACUAAGUUUACAGACGGCGUCAAGUCCUACUACAACAGUGCUGUUAAUACUGCCACUGGAUACCUGGACAGCAUCAGGGGCCUAAAGCUGGAGGAGAAAGUGAAGUAAGUAAAAGAGACUUUUCAUCUGGAUGCAACUAAUUACUGACGAAUACUGACACUCUUUUCUCACUGUGCUCUGCCCCCCACAGGAACAUCUACACCGACACCGCCACAGCUGUGAACACCUACGCUGGCAUCGUGAACGACCAGCUUUACCACACCUUUUACUCUCAGCAGUAAACCAAACAGUCAUUUCCAAUUACCUCAGCUACUUUUUCUAGCAGCACAAGUACUUUAAAGCUUCACACAGCACGGCCAAAGCUGUUAUUUGACAUUCUGGUCACAUCGCUGCUCAUCCAAACCUCAAAUCUUCAAACAGCAGCAGGUCUUUGUGGCUCUUUCAUUGGCGGUAAAUGAUGAGAACUACCCUACAGGGACUGCCAGCCUUUGAAAAACCAUCAAACUGAACAGGAUAACAAGCAAAAACACACAGCCCACACAAUGUACAUGUCAGUAUACCCCUCCACGGAUGGGAUCAGACGCCAACCAGUUAUUCAAUAUUUCAUAAAAAGAUAAUUUAACAGUUUAUAUUCACCUGCUGAUGCUUUUUGCUCCUGACACUCAACCAUGGAUACAUUUCAAUAUUUAUGUCACACUUUCAAAUAAAAAUUUAUACAAAAAAUAAUGUCCGUGUUUGAUAUAAUGAUAUUAAUUUAUCCAGUAAAUUAUGCUUAUUUCUCAUUUUUUCUUCUAAUGUGCACUUGCUCUCAUCUCUGUUAAAAAAAAGUGUUUAAAAAGUGUUGAUGAAUCUUCAAAGAGCCUUUUAUCAGCUAAGGCAGCGGAAGAACAGAGGCUUCUGUUUUAAUUAAUACUGGAUGAAAUGAAACAGCGUGUAAAAUUUGAGCUCAGAGAGACAGAUGAAUAAACAAACUAAACAUGUCAAGUUUUUUUCUAUUGAUGCGAGACAGCAGAGAUUUUUUUUAAUCAAAACAUAAAUGGAUAACUUUCUUACACCCUGCUGUGGCAACGACCAACAAAAAAUGAGAUUUCUUUUUAGUGAAAAGUGUCUCUGUUCUAGACUUCAACACUUCUUAUAACGAAUCCUCUCUUCAACAAAGAAGUUUAAUUGCACAUUAGCAUUUUUAAAAAUCUAAUAAUAGGCUCGUAUGAUUGCAGCCCUGCUCGUGUCAAAAUGAAUCAGUGUAAGAAGAUUCAAACGUUUUCGUUCUUGGUUUCAUUGAAAAAAAAAACAACACAUUAAAUCAUAUGGCGGGAAGGGAGGGUUACCCAGGAACUCGAACUAACUUUUUUGUUUACCAAUGGAGUUUGUUUUUGUAGAUUCAUGAAACAAGUAAAAAGUAGAGCUUUUUCUGCUGUAAUCCCUAAAAAGUAUUGGAAGAGAGCUCCUAUAUUCAGUAGUUCUGCUGCACUAGGAGUUUUUGGGUGGGUGUGGAUGUGGGGAGAAAUGUUUAUGGGAGUGUUUGAUUUAUUCUUUAAAAAUGAUUUACUCAGUGCCGCUGAAAUAAGAAAAUAAAGGCUUGUUUUUGAUCUAUG
Xyrichtys novacula (pearly razorfish) is the source of this 2447-nucleotide messenger RNA. NCBI's taxonomy places the organism in Eukaryota, Metazoa, Chordata, Actinopteri, Labriformes, Labridae. The record is from the annotation of a GenBank genome assembly.